Messenger RNA from Neoarius graeffei (lesser salmon catfish), 1180 nucleotides. It is a transcript of the gene cxcl19, whose product is annotated as chemokine (C-X-C motif) ligand 19. Gene Ontology annotation, cellular component: extracellular region. Gene Ontology annotation, biological process: inflammatory response; chemokine-mediated signaling pathway; antimicrobial humoral immune response mediated by antimicrobial peptide. The record is from RefSeq and is a predicted model, not a curated record. The transcript is spliced from 3 exons. Gene Ontology annotation, molecular function: CXCR chemokine receptor binding; chemokine activity. Bases 57 to 356 code for a protein of 99 amino acids. NCBI's taxonomy places the organism in Eukaryota, Metazoa, Chordata, Actinopteri, Siluriformes, Ariidae.
AGACAACAUUUUGUGUUUAAAGCGUCUUUGAACUGAAGCUAACCGUAAACUUCACCAUGAGAUUUUUUCUCCUUUUGGCUUUAAUGAUCGUCAGACUUUUCCUCACUAGUGGAAUACAACCUCUUGGAAAAGGCUACAACAGUCACUGCAUGUGCUCGAAGUUGGAGUCCAGGGUGAUCCCACAAAACAGCCUGCGCAGUGUAGAAAUCUUUCCUCGAGGCUCCCACUGCAAGGACACAGAGGUUAUUGCUGGCUUGGUGAGUGGAAAAAAGGUUUGCCUGAAUCCUCAGACCAUGUGGGUUAAGAAACUUAUCCGGUUCAUUGAGAAGAAAGAGAAAGUUAUCAAGAAAACAUAAAGGACAGCAGAAGAUGAAGAUCAGUCACAGGCUAUAAUGUAUAAUCAAAACACUCACAUACUCAAAGUGUGUACUAACGCGCUGGUCUGUUACUACUAGGAAAAAUGAUGAUAAUAUUAUGAUUCCAUCAGCAACUUAACCAAUGUGGUGUUUUAAAUUUAGCCUUUUCAUGCUCUUUGAAAUGCUGUCUUAAGAAAAUCUCCAUUGUCUGUUCUCUUGCAAAGCACUUAUGAGGAAACAUGUGCGCAGUUCAGAUGAUUAAUAAGAUAAUGGAGUGAUGAUAUAACAUUUACAACAAUACUAAUAUAUUUUGUACAUUCAUGUCAUGCUGGAUUUAUUCACAGGAAUGUAGUAUUUGUUUCUAAGAAUGAUACCACCAUUUUUUGACAUAAUUAUCAUAAUCCUAUAAUCCCCUACCCCUACACACCUUCAAUUUCAGUAUGGCAGUUAUAAAUACCUGUUUCAUCAUCAACAGGGGACUCAACAAAUCAGUUAGUCUAAUUUUAAACAGAUCUUGUGAAAUACGGCUUAUGAAUCUACUAAUAGUGUACAGACCAUAUUCACUGGGUUAAACAUGAAAAACAACAAGAAAAAAAAAUCAGUGACUCACCUUGAGGAAUAGUGAGCCAUCACCAUCCAUUUCUUAGUCUGUAACCUUCACUACUGAGUGACCUGCUGGAAGAAAAAAAAUGAGUUUUUACUUAAAAUGUGAAUUGUCAAGUGAUUGUAAUGUUGUAAUCACAUUCUCUUUUUAAAUUCUCAUUUUAUAUUCAUUUCACAUUACCUGUAAUUGUGCAUAAAAAUAAAUAAAAUCAAUUAAGAAA